Messenger RNA from Podospora pseudocomata, 651 nucleotides. RefSeq lists its product as uncharacterized. The transcript has a single exon. NCBI's taxonomy places the organism in Eukaryota, Fungi, Ascomycota, Sordariomycetes, Sordariales, Podosporaceae. Bases 1 to 651 code for a protein of 216 amino acids. The record is from RefSeq and is a predicted model, not a curated record.
AUGAGACAUGCGAACUCACGCCAGCCAGGAGCACGGUCGGAUAGCGACUCGAGUGGCGAAAAACAAGGCAACCAUCUAACCGCGGAAUCUCACUCGGUCAGCGCUCAACCCCCCACGCAUAUAGACGCCCUAUCGCAAUCGGAACCAGCGGAACUGGGCACCAAAAGCAAGCAUCCCUACCGGACAAGACCACGGAGGGACCAUAAGAGAGUGCCGAAAAGGGGCAAAGGGGCCGUUGAAGCAGCAGUCAGUAGGUCCCAAACACGAUCGACUACCGCUCGAAACAAACUCGCCCAUCAACACACAAAGGUUCCUGUCACAAAGACGGUGAAACCAUCUACUCCGGCUGCUAACGGUACCAAUUCCAAGGACCUAAGCACGAUCCGUCAGAGGAAGCAAGCCCUUCUCGAAGAGGAAGCAGCAAAAAAGCGCAAACUUAUCGACGAAUAUAUCGCCACUGGUGACCCAAAGGUCUUCAUCUCUUUUCUCGCACCCUUCGCCAGCGCCAACAGCACCGGACAACAUGACAAGCGUAGGAAACUAGGCGAGUGGCAGUGGGAUCGUGAAGUGGAGCGCCAUUGGAGAGAGGAUAAGACAUCAGGAGAACCUGGUGCAAGGAUUUGGGCUCCAGUCGAGGAGUCGUUUAUCUGA